Molecule: messenger RNA, 1413 nt
Organism: Penicillium pulvis
Lineage: Eukaryota; Fungi; Ascomycota; Eurotiomycetes; Eurotiales; Aspergillaceae
Product: spherulation-specific family 4 protein
Exons: 2
Coding region: 1-1413 (470 amino acids)
Source: RefSeq, a predicted model, not a curated record
AUGGCGUCUGUUGCCAUCUCCGCUGCUUGUGCGGCCUCGGUGCCGGUGUCGCCGGUGUCAUCGGUAGAUGACUCUUCUGACACUUUGCCGAUUGUGCACUCUCAUGGAAAUACUCACGGACAUGGCCACUCUCAUAAGCCCUCUCCGGUGGCCUCUCCGGAGGUUUUCCUUGAGACGGCUCCCAUUGCUUACGCCACGGUGUAUGAGACUGAUAUCGCUACGGUAUAUGAGACUGACUACAUUACGGUGUAUCCGUCUACCGUCUCGCCAAUGGCUGAAUCGACUUCUGAAUCAUCUUCUACUUCCUCCACGUAUGAGACUCACUACACUUCGGUGGUUCAGUCUACCGUCUCACCAGCGGCUGAAUCGACCGUCUCACCAGCGGCUGAAUCGACCGUCUCACCAGUGGCCGAAUCCACCUUCUCAUCUGUGGCUGAAUCGACCGUCUCUACGGUGGCUUCCUCUACCUCUGAAUCAUCUUCUGUUUUCACCAUGGCGCCUUCUUCUACUUUCUCCACGGUGUAUCUCUCUACGACCUCAACCUCCACCUCAUCUUCCACCUCAUCUUCCACCUCCGAAGAGGCUACCUCUUCCUCCACGGCAUCUUCUACAAUUGCCUCUUCCUCUACCGCAUCUUCUGCGGCAUCUUCUGCGACCGCUUCAUCUACGGCAUCCCCAUCCACAUCUAUCCUGCUGCCGCUUUAUAUCUGGCCCACCGAUAACACUACCUGGGGCCCCGUCUACGAAGCUGCCGCUGGAAACCCCGAUAUCGAGUUCAAGGUCAUCGUCAACCCCGACAGCGGCCCAGGAGAUACCACCUACCCAGAAUCGGCAUACAUUACGGCCAUUGCGCAAUUGAACAGCUACGACAACGUCGUGGUCCUCGGAUAUAUCCCCACUGAAUAUGGCACCCGCUCUGCUUCGGAUGUCGAGAGCGACAUCUCCACCUACAGCGGCUGGUCAGCAUACACAGAGAAGAACAUCGCCGUUACCGGCAUUUUCUUCGAUGAAGCACCAAGAACCGACGAUACUUCCUUGAUUUCGUACAUGACCGAAGUCGCGGACAAUGCCAGAUCCCAAGAUCUGGACUUCAUUGUCUUCAACCCUGGUACCAAGCUGGAGGAGGGCGCAGUGAAUGGAUACUUUGAUGCUGCUGAUUUGAUUGUCGAAUUUGAGAACUCCUAUGAUGCUUGGAUCGACGCUGUACCUGCUGACGAGUUUUCCUCUACGGAAGACUAUUCCAAGGAUGCCGUUCUCUUGUACAGUGCGCCUACUACUGCAAACUAUGAGACUGUUAUCAAGGAAGCGAAGGAUAUGGGUCUUGGCGCUGCGUACCUGACCAACACUGAUGACUAUAAGUCCGCUGAUACCGUUCUUAAGGUCACGGCUGCUCUUGUUCAAGCAUCCACUUAG